Fusarium falciforme is the source of this 927-nucleotide messenger RNA. RefSeq lists its product as hypothetical. The coding region runs from base 1 to 927 and encodes 308 amino acids. The transcript has a single exon. NCBI's taxonomy places the organism in Eukaryota, Fungi, Ascomycota, Sordariomycetes, Hypocreales, Nectriaceae. The record is from RefSeq and is a predicted model, not a curated record.
AUGUUGUUCACCAGCAGCUCCAUAUCAUUCAACCCUGAAAAGGACAUUCCAUCACUCCACGGAAAAGUCAUCCUAGUCACAGGAGGCAACACUGGCCUUGGGAAGCAAGCCAUCGUUGAAUUUGCUCGUCAUAAACCUCUUCAGAUCUGGCUCGCGGCUCGCAACCGCGAGAAAGCCGAAGCUGCAGUCGCCGAGAUCAAGCAGCAAGUUCCAGAUGCGGCAAUCAAGCUCCUAGAGCUGGAUCUUGCCAGUUUCGAAUCUAUCCACCAAGCGGCACGUUCCUUUCUUGAGAAAUCGGAGCGUCUUGAUAUACUCAUGCUCAAUGCUGGUAUCAUGGCAGUUCCGCCCGCACUCACCAAGGACGGCUAUGAGAUUCAGUUUGGCACUAACCACAUGGGACACGCAUACCUCACGAAGCUCCUACUGCCGGUUUUGGAGAAGACCUCUCAAACAAAAGUAGAGGCAAAGUCCCGAGUUGUCUGUCUCGCCUCUCAUGGUCAUGUCUACCUACGCAAGGGUGGCUUCGACUUUAGCACGCUUCGCACAACGGGCGAGUCUAUGGGGCCACUUCAGUGCUACUACCAGAGCAAACUGGCAAACAUGCUCUGGGUUCGACAACUCGCCAAGCGAUACCCUCAACUCACGGUGUCUGCCAUUGACCCUGGCCUUGUACAGACUGAACUGGCGGUUAAGGCAACAGGCAUCAGCUGGAUCCUCCGGGCGAUCAUCAAAACGAUGCUGUUGACGCCGGUUGAGAAAGGAGUCAAGAACCAACUCUGGGCUUCAGUCGCAAAGGAUGUCAAAAGCGGGGAGUACUAUGAGCCCAUUGGGAGAGCAGGUUUAGCAACGGAUGAUGGGAAGGAUGAUGAACUGGCUGCAAAACUUUGGACCUGGACUGAGAACGAGCUAGACAAGGUGGGGAUGUAA